UGUACAUAUUAUCACUUUAGAACUCAAUAACUAAAAAAUAUUAGGAUCCAGAACCCAUGCAUAUAAUCAUGAUGUUUGGUUCAAGUUGCAUGUACCUCGACAAUUUCACCAUGUACUUGAUACUAUAUUCCACCUGUAUACUGGAUAACUCUACCUAAAAAAAUUAGACAAUAAAAAAAAAAAAAAAUCACCUCCGAUCCAUUUUGUGGUCUCAGCAAGAAUUUAAAUCUAGUUUGCAUCUUUAACAAUAUCUGGUACUAAGAAGCAAUGCUGGGUAGGCAGGAAGAAUAGAAGUAUUAAUGAUACAAUAUUAAGGUAAGGCACGUCAUUUAAUUUCAUGACAGUUAUUAGAGCCCUUGUAGGCCAAAUGUGUAGCAGCUUAACAAAUUCCAAGAAAUAGUCACAUUACUACCACAUGCUCAUUACAAUAUUAUCAAGAGACGUCUUAUCAUCUUGUCUCCUUCAUUUGCUAUAUAGAUAACAUUGCUUGAGUCUUAUAGUCCAUCACAAAGCUAAGAUUUUCUUCUCACAAGAAAAAACAAAAACAAAAACAGCAAUGGCUUCUUCUUCAAAAUUCAACCACAUCAUAAGAUCAAUCAGUUUGCCUGGAAAAUCACAUCCAACAGGUCAAAGAGUUGAAGAGGCACUCAACAACCUCAAAACAUUGAAAAUAUCAAAUGAAUCAACAGCAGAGACAAUGCACGAUGGUCUACUCGGUUUAGAGGAGUUAUAUAAGUGCGUAAAUGAUCUACUUAACUUGCCUCAGGCUCUUCAAUUCUUCUCCCAACAUCAACACGAAAAAUGGGUUAAGGAUUUAUUGGACAAGUCUGAGAGGCUUCUUGAUGUGUGUGUCGCUAUAAGGGAACUCGUCUUACAAUGUAAGGAAAAUGUAAGAGAGCUUCACCACUCUCUCAGAAGGAGUCAAGGGGAUUCAACAACAGAAACCAGCAUCAUCAAGUUCACCUCCUCCGGUAAGAAGAUAAAGAAAGAAGCGAAGAAAUUAGUAUUAGCCUUGAAUAAAAUGGAUCACGAGACUACUGAGGGAUCAGUAUUCCUAGAUGCACACCAGGACACGAUAGACAUGAUUAAAACACUAAGGGAAGCCAAUGCAACGCGCAUUUCCAUUUUCCAGAUGUUCUUGUCCGUAUUUUCUGACCCACUUUUGAAGCCAAAGCAAUCUAAACGGUCAUUGGUUUCAAGAUUGGUAAGCAAAAGAAGAAUAUCAUGCGAAGGCGAAGAAGAGAAAAUGGACUUGGAAACUAGGUUGGAAUCGUUCGAAUCUCACCUUGACGACUUUGAAAAUGGUUUGGAAGGACUAUUUAGGUGCAUGAUUAGAUCAAGGAGUUCUCUCCUAAAUAUUUUCUCCUGCUAAUGUUGAAUAUUCUGUUCAUAAAAAUAUUGUAGUUAUUG
Lycium ferocissimum is the source of this 1410-nucleotide messenger RNA. RefSeq lists its product as uncharacterized. NCBI's taxonomy places the organism in Eukaryota, Viridiplantae, Streptophyta, Magnoliopsida, Solanales, Solanaceae. The record is from RefSeq and is a predicted model, not a curated record. The transcript has a single exon. Bases 557 to 1372 code for a protein of 271 amino acids. Gene Ontology annotation, biological process: shoot system development; root development.